AUGAAGCGAUCCGCACUUAUUUCUCUCAUCCCCGCCUUCUUGGCUACUGCCUCCCCUGUCCCUCAAGCUUCCGAACCUGCUGGUUUCAUGGUUUCUUCCGGUAGCUGCGGCGCUGCUGAGGUUGACGAGCUCGUUGGAUACGGAGCAAAGACCACUGGAGGAUCUGGUGAUCCCGUCACCGUCACUUCUUGCUCAGAGCUUACCUCUGCUCUCUCCAAUGGCGGUGUCAUUCACAUCGACGGCCAGCUUACCGGCUGCGAUAUCAUGAACGUCAAGAGCGACACCACCAUCCUCGGUGUCGGUUCCGGCUCUGGUCUCGUUGACAGUGGUUUCCGCAUCAAGAAGGCCGAUAAUGUCAUCAUACGCAACCUCGCCAUGAAGAACCCUCCCAAGGAGAUGGAUCUCAUCGACAUUGAGACCUCUACCAACAUCUGGAUCGACCACAACGAGUUCUCUGCCGAGGGCAUCACCGGCGACAAGGACUUCUACGACGGUCUCCUCGACGCCAAGCGCGGCUCCGACUUCCUUACCUUCUCAUGGAACAAGUUCUCCGACCACUGGAAGGCUAGUCUCAUCGGCCACAGUGACAGCAACGGUGAUCAAGACACCGGCAAGCUCCACGUUACUUACCACCACAACUACUGGAGCAACGUCAACAGCCGCGCCCCCUCCAUUCGUUUCGGAAUCGCGCAUAUUUACAGCAGCUGUUACGAGGAUCUUCCCACCUCUGGAGUGAACUCUCGCAUGGGUGCUCAAGUCCUCGUUGAAACUACUGCUUUUGUUAACGUUAAGCGACCUAUUGUCACCAACCUUGACUCUAAGGAGCAUGGAUUCGCUAUUGAGAAAGACAACCUUUUCGAGAACAGUGAGGCGCAGAUUACGCAGGAGAAGGAUUUCGUUCCUCCUUAUGAUUACACCACCGACUUUGCGGAUUGUAUCUGCGACUAUCUCAAAGAGAAGGCUGGUACUGGUGUUAUCAAUAUCUAA
Messenger RNA from Fusarium fujikuroi IMI 58289, 987 nucleotides. RefSeq names its product probable pectate lyase 1. The coding region runs from base 1 to 987 and encodes 328 amino acids. NCBI's taxonomy places the organism in Eukaryota, Fungi, Ascomycota, Sordariomycetes, Hypocreales, Nectriaceae. Gene Ontology annotation, molecular function: pectate lyase activity. The transcript has a single exon. The record is from RefSeq and is a predicted model, not a curated record.